Molecule: messenger RNA, 2116 nt
Organism: Larimichthys crocea (large yellow croaker)
Lineage: Eukaryota; Metazoa; Chordata; Actinopteri; Sciaenidae
Gene: tmed2
Product: transmembrane p24 trafficking protein 2
Exons: 5
Coding region: 211-834 (207 amino acids)
Source: RefSeq, a predicted model, not a curated record
UUGAGCGCGCUCCGCUCAGUUUGUCCCUCGCCGCGCUCCGUCGUUAAGCCGUACGUGGCAGUCGGAGAGCAGCUGAGGCUGAUGCGGCUCUUCACCUGCAACAACUCCCCCAACACAAGCACCCAUCCCGGCGUCCACAGAGGACACAGCGACGGCACGGAGCCUCUUUCACGUCGUCACACUCGGCGUUAACGCAGAAACCCUUCCAGCAUGUUCACCCUGGCGGAGCUGGUCGUGCUGCUGGCCGCCCUGUGCGCCACCGCGUCCGGAUACUUCGUUAGCAUAGACGCCCAUGCCGAGGAGUGCUUCUACGAGCGGGUCAACUCCGGCACCAAGAUGGGCCUCAUGUUCGAGGUGGCCGAGGGCGGCUUCCUGGACAUCGACGUCGAGAUAACCGGGCCUGAUGGUAAGCAGAUUUACAAAGGCGACAGAGAGUCCAGUGGGAAAUACUCCGUGGCGGCGCACAUGGACGGAACCUACAAGUUCUGCUUCAGCAACAAGAUGUCGACCAUGACGCCCAAGAUCGUCAUGUUCACCAUCGAUAUCGGAGAGGCCCCUAAAGGCCAGGACAUGGAGACAGAAGGUGGUGACAGCUGGGAUGCCCAUCAAAAUAAGCUGGAGGAGAUGAUCAACGAGCUGGCUGUUGCCAUGACGGCUGUAAAGCACGAGCAGGAGUACAUGGAGGUUCGCGAGAGGAUACACAGAGCAAUCAACGACAACACGAACAGCAGAGUGGUGCUGUGGUCGUUCUUCGAAGCUCUGGUUCUCGUGGCAAUGACACUCGGACAGAUUUACUACCUGAAGAGAUUUUUCGAAGUACGGCGAGUGGUGUAACGCGCGAUUACAUUGAUCCCUCUGUGUCCUCCACUGUUUUUUCUCUCCAACACCAAGACAGUUAUUUACACUCUGGAAAAAAUGAGACUGGCGGUUUUGGGUAAAAAAAAAAAGAAAAAAAAAGCCUGCAUAUGUUUUUGUUUCUCCCUGUUUUUACCGAUCUGGUUCCCUCCUUUAAGAAAAAUGUUUGUUUGGAACGAACGGCCAAAAUAUCCUGACGUAGACGUCAUCAGUUCUUUUUUUUGUUGUUGUUCAUUGUUUCACUGGUUUUCUUUGUCCACUACUGUUUGAUAAUUACAAGUUCAGUACCGAUUACUAGCCUGUGUGAAUGACUGAGGCUCUUCAUUUCAAAGCAAAGACGGGCAGAUGAAACAGACUUAGAGAUGCACAUAAACGAACAGGCAUGUGUUGAGAAUGUAGCCCGUGUUUCCCUCUGAUUUAAAAGAAGCAUUAGAUGCAGGAAGUCUUGUGUCUGAGUCAAACUGAGGCAGAUAUGCGAUAUCUGCACGCACCGUGUUAACGCUCUCAAACAACAAAUUGCACUCCUGAUGGGAUAAAGGGUUUACACUGCAGCUGCUCUUUGAAGGGGAACUGCACCGCUUCUAGCUCGUGUCCGUUAAAUCAUAGCGAUCCACGCCACGGGAAGGGAAAUCUGUGUAACUCCCUUCAUCGUUCAGAAAACGGCCGGAGUUCACAAGAUGAUUUAAAUUCCCAAACGCUUUAAAUGAAACUUUCUCUUGGCGGUAUGAGCCCGAAGAGCUGAGGUUGGAUUUUAACUUAAAGUUUAGAGGAAUUCUGAAAUCCAUGUUACAUGUUGAUGGGAGGGGGAACCUAAUGACUGCUGUGUGCUUUAGUUGCUUCUACUAUAGUUCUUUCGUUGGGGUCUGGGAUUUUAAAUUAUGAUUGUAUACAAUUUUGAACUGUUUGUUUUUUCUUCCUGGAGCACAUCCCGUGACGUGCAGCCCGUGUGGACGACGCCUUUCAGACAUUCUAAGUAUUCUUUACCUUUUUCUAUCCCUAUACAAGGUAAAUAUAAAGUCAGCUUCCCAUCGAGCACGCAGCCACAGCUCCACACGGGUCCCACGUUUCUGAAUGUGCUCCAGUUUUGUAUUAAAAACAAUCUUUGGUGAGCUCAGGCGGUGAACUGCUCUGGACACUGGUCGUCUCCUUUUUUUUGUGAUUACAACAAGAAUCUGAUAUAUGGAUCUGUACAAAUGUAGAAUGGUUUGUCUGUGGAAAAAUGCCCCAGGUUUCAUAAUAAAGCCAAUAUUCUGUACAACUA